UUGUCCGUGUUUGUUGCCAAUUUCUGUCUUGAUGGGAAGUGCUUUUCUAAAAUAUUCUUCAGCCUUGGCAUAUUCUCCGACAGAAAGAAACACGUUUCCUAGGUUUAUGUAGCAUGACGCUUGUCCGUGUUUGUCGCCAAUUUCUGUGUUGAUGGGAAGUGCUUUCUGAAGAUAUUCUUCAGCCUUGGCAUAUUCUCCGACAGAACGAAGCACGUUUCCUAGGUUCAUGUAGCAUGACGCUUGUCCGUGUUUGUCGCCAAUUUCUGUCUUGAUGGGAAGUGCUUUCUGAUAAUAUUCUUCAGCCUUGGCAUAUUCUCCGACAGAAUGAAACACGUUUCCUAGGUUUAUGUAGCAUGACGCUUGUCCGUGUUUGUCGCCAAUUUCUGUGUUGAUGGUAAGUGCUUUCUGAAGAUAUUCUUCAGCCUUGGCAUAUUCUCCAACAGAAUGAAACACGUUUCCUAGGUUUAUGUAGCAUGACGCUUGUCCGUGUUUGUCGCCAAUUUCUGUCUUGAUGGUAAGUGCUUUCUGAAGAUAUUCUUCAGCCUUGGCAUAUUCUCCGACAGAACGAAACACGUUUCCUAGGCUUCCGUAGCAUGACGCUUGUCCGUCUUUGUCGCCAAUUUCUGUCUUGAUGGUAAGUGCUUUCUGAAGAUAUUCUUCAGCCUUGGCAUAUUCUCCGACAGAAUAAAACACGUUUCCUAGGUUUAUGUAGCAUGACGCUUGUCCGUGUUUGUCGCCAAUUUCUGUCUUGAUGGUAAGUGCUUUCUGAAGAUAUUCUUCAGCCUUGGCAUAUUCUCCAACAGAACGAAACACGUUUCCUAGGUUUAUGUAGCAUGACGCUUGUCCGUGUUUGUGGCCAAUUUCUGUCUUGAUGGGAAGUGCUUUCCGAAGAUAUUCUUCAGCCUUGGCAUAUUCUGCGACAGAAUAAAACACGUUUCCUAGGUUCAUGUAGCAGCAUGUUGCUUGUCCGUGUUUGUUGCCAAUUUCUGUGUUGAUGGGAAGUGCUUUCUGAAGAUAUUCUUCAGCCUUGGCAUAUUCUCCGACAGAAUGAAACACGUUUCCUAGGUGUAUGUAGCAUGACGCUUGUCCGCGUUUGUCGCCAAUUUCUGUGUUGAUGGGAAGUGCUUUCUGAAGAUAUUCUUCAGCCUUGGCAUAUUCUCCGACAGAAUGAAACACGUUUCCUAGGUGUAUGUAGCAUGACCCUUGUCCGUGUUUGUCGCCAAUUUCUGUGUUGAUGGUAAGUGCUUUCUGAAGAUAUUCUUCAGCCUUGGCAUAUUCUCCGACAGAAUAAAACACCCCUCCUAGGCUUAUGUAGCAUGACGCUUGUCCGUGUUUGUCGCCAAUUCCUGUGUUGAUGGGAAGUGCUUUCUGAAGAUAUUCUUCAGCCUUGGCAUAUUCUCCGACAGAAUGAAACACGCUUCCUAGGCUUAUGUAGCAUGACCCUUGUCCGUGUUUGUCGCCAAUUUCUGUGUUGAUGGUAAGUGCUUUCUGAAGAUAUUCUUCAGCCUUGGCAUAUUCUCCGACAGAACAAAACACCCUUCCUAGGCUUAUGUAGCAUGACGCUUGUCCGUGUUUGUCGCCAAUUUCUGUCUUGAUGGGAAGUGCUUUCUGAAGAUAUUGUUCAGCCUUGGCAUAUUCUCCGACAGAAUAAAACACGUUUCCUAGGUUUAUGUAGCAUGACGCUUGUCCGCGUUUGUCGCCAAUUUCUGUCUUGAUGGGAAGUGCUUUCUGAUAAUAUUCUUCAGCCUUGGCAUAUUCUCCGACAGAACUAGACACGUUUCCUAGGUUCAUGUAGCAUGUUGCUUGUCCACGUUUGUCGCCAAUUUCUGUCUUGAUGGGAAGUGCUUUCUGAUAAUAUUCUUCAGCCUUGGCAUAUUCUCCGACAGAAUGAAACACGUUUCCUAGGUUUAUGUAGCAUGACGCUUGUCCGUCUUUGUCGCCAAUUUCUGUCUUGAUGGGAAGUGCUUUCUGAAGAUAUUCUUCAGCCUUGGCAUAUUCUCCGACAGAAUGAAACACGUUUCCUAGGUUUAUGUAGCAUGUUGCUUGUCCGUGUUUGUCGCCAAUUUCUGUCUUGAUGGUAAGUGCUUUCUGAAGAUAUUCUUCAGCCUUGGCAUAUUCUCCGACAGAAUGAAACACGUUUCCUAG
Messenger RNA from Porites lobata, 2145 nucleotides. NCBI's taxonomy places the organism in Eukaryota, Metazoa, Cnidaria, Anthozoa, Scleractinia, Poritidae. The record is from the annotation of a GenBank genome assembly.